Molecule: messenger RNA, 712 nt
Organism: Xenia sp. Carnegie-2017
Lineage: Eukaryota; Metazoa; Cnidaria; Anthozoa; Malacalcyonacea; Xeniidae
Product: 28S ribosomal protein S28, mitochondrial-like
Exons: 2
Coding region: 36-446 (136 amino acids)
Cellular component (GO): mitochondrial small ribosomal subunit
Molecular function (GO): nucleic acid binding
Source: RefSeq, a predicted model, not a curated record
AAUUGACUACAGUCAAGAAGCGCUGAUGUUGGAAAAUGGCGAAUAUUUUAAAAACAUGCACUUAUGGAAAACUUUUACCAAGUUAUAAUUGUCUUAAAUUGUUGUCAAGGACGCUGAACAGUUCAUCUAGCAGUGUAGUCGAGGAGGAUAAGUGUUUCGGCAAAAUGUUUAAAGAAACUGCAUUUGCCAAACUAGGACGGCCCUAUGGAAAGAUUGUGGACGGCAAAAUUAUACAUAUUGUAAAAGAUGAUUUGUACAUCGAUUUUGGUUGGAAAUUUCACGCUGUAGUAAAGCGUCCAUCUAAUAAAUCUUAUAGACGGACCUACGAAGUUGGUGAUGCUGUUGAAGUAAAGAUUAAUGACCUUGAAUUAACAGGACAUUUUCUUGGACAGUAUAAGAGAAUAACUUUAUGCGAAGCUGAUGUGUGUUUACACAAUGAGAGUUAGAGUAUAAAGAAUAUCAAGCAUUUUGGAAUUUAUUCGUAAAUUAUACUUUUCAUAUUUUUCUUUAAUUAACGAACGUUUAAGAUCCACAGAAUUAUGUGUUUACGCAAGAAACGUGAUACGGAAUUGAAAUUUUCGUCCUAAAGAUUUUCACGGCUCUUUUUUCUUUCAAUUCAUUUCAAGGGCUAAGGAAAUUACACUCCUUCUUUUCUGGUUAUUUGAGCUUAAAAAUGUAAAAUAGUGGUUCUGAAAUUCACUUUAUAACCAUA